AUGGCCACCACCGGUGAAAACAUCGACGAACAUGGUUUCAUGUCUAUACAGCAGACCCUGGAAUCACCUGUCGAUCGAAGUGCUGACGUCUCGCACAACCACUGCUUGGACGGUGCUUCGGGUACUAUCGCCGUGAACGAUCAGUCAUGCGAGCAGGACGCCCUGACCUUCGACUUACAUCCACCUUUCGCUAGACCAAUACUUCCCAGGCGCGACCAUAGAAAGGAUGUUGCUUCCGACUGGGAAUCUAUUCCUCCUCACGACCUUUACAGAGACUCCGACAGCAUCAUGGCGGGCAUGCGGACUUGUGCCAAAUUAAAGCGACAGGCGCAGAACAGGGCUGCACAACGGGCCUACCGCGAACGCAAAUUGAAGCAAGUCGCCGAACUAGAAACGCAGGUAAAAGCCCUCGAGAACAACCUUGAAUGCCUUCGCGCAGAGAACAAGCGCUUGAAGCAGCAACUUCACAAAACAAGAGAUCACGAGGACCGCAUCAAUCACAGCCCAGACAAUGGAAUCGCUUCCCGCUACGAAACCAGAAGACCAUCUGGACACACCAUCCGUCGAACGUCUGAAUCAACGUGCGAGGGUCCGAUCUCAUGUACGAAGCGGACUACAGCUGAAGCCCCCAUGGCAGAUGUCAAUUCCCAUGACACCUCCGCAUCAGCUAUGUGGGCUUUGAUCCAGUCAUAUCUGCGCCGCCAGCAGGAUGACUUCAUCGAAGCAGUCUGGAAGAGGCUCAAAGACAUGGAAUGUCAUCAGUGCCAUGAAGUUCUUGCUCUCCAACACGAAGACAUGAUCGAAGUCUUCAAAGACAGCGGGAGUUGUGUGGGAGUUGGGGUUGUUCAGCCCGGCGACUACUCGAAAGGACUAGUCUAA
Molecule: messenger RNA, 879 nt
Organism: Zasmidium cellare ATCC 36951
Lineage: Eukaryota; Fungi; Ascomycota; Dothideomycetes; Mycosphaerellales; Mycosphaerellaceae
Exons: 5
Coding region: 1-879 (292 amino acids)
Cellular component (GO): RNA polymerase II transcription regulator complex
Molecular function (GO): transcription cis-regulatory region binding; DNA-binding transcription activator activity, RNA polymerase II-specific
Source: RefSeq, a predicted model, not a curated record